AUGGGUAACGUGUGCUCUGGCAACUUGCUCGGUGAAACGUUUGCCACCGCGGCCGCUAUUGUGGCGGUCCAGGGCAACUACGCUGCUCUCUACGACAAGAACCGGCCUGGCGUUGUCACGGGCUACGUCAUGAAUGCAUCUACGUUUUGUCUCCAGAACCGCAACAUCAACCAAAUCGCUGUCACGGCCAAGCGCGUUAAGAAGUACUUGGCACUGCGAUCGCGCACUCGAAUCUACCAAUUUAUGAUGUGA
Molecule: messenger RNA, 252 nt
Organism: Saprolegnia diclina VS20
Lineage: Eukaryota; Oomycota; Saprolegniomycetes; Saprolegniales; Saprolegniaceae
Exons: 1
Coding region: 1-252 (83 amino acids)
Source: RefSeq, a predicted model, not a curated record